This is a messenger RNA of Drosophila simulans, 994 nucleotides long. It is a transcript of the gene colt, whose product is annotated as congested-like trachea protein. Gene Ontology annotation, biological process: mitochondrial transport; carnitine transmembrane transport. Lineage: Eukaryota; Metazoa; Arthropoda; Insecta; Diptera; Drosophilidae. Gene Ontology annotation, molecular function: O-acyl-L-carnitine transmembrane transporter activity. The transcript has a single exon. Gene Ontology annotation, cellular component: mitochondrial envelope. The coding region runs from base 43 to 963 and encodes 306 amino acids. The record is from RefSeq and is a predicted model, not a curated record.
UGAAGGAGCAGCAGUAAAGACCAGCAGUAGCUACCUGUAGCCAUGACCACCACAGAGAACGUGUCCACGGAGCGCAAAGCGAAUCCAGUGAAGUCCUUCCUGACGGGCGGAUUCGGUGGGAUCUGCAAUGUGCUCUCUGGCCAUCCGCUGGACACCAUCAAGGUGCGCCUGCAGACCAUGCCGCGUCCAGCGCCGGGUGAGCAGCCCCUGUACCGCGGCACCUUCGACUGUGCGGCCAAGACGAUCAAGAAUGAGGGCGUCCGCGGUCUGUACAAGGGCAUGUCCGCACCGUUGACGGGCGUUGCUCCGAUCUUUGCGAUGUGCUUCGCCGGCUACGCGCUGGGCAAGCGGCUGCAGCAGCGCGGCGAGGACGCCAAGCUGACCUACCCGCAAAUCUUCGUGGCCGGCUCCUUCUCCGGGCUGUUCUCCACCCUGAUAAUGGCGCCCGGCGAGCGCAUCAAGGUGCUCCUGCAGACGCAGCAGGGUCAGGGUGGCGAGCGCAAGUACAACGGCAUGAUCGACUGCGCCGGCAAGCUCUACAAGGAGGGUGGACUUCGCAGCGUCUUCAAGGGCAGCUGCGCCACAAUGCUCAGGGAUCUGCCCGCCAACGGCCUGUACUUCCUGGUCUACGAGGCGCUGCAGGAUGUGGCCAAAUCGAAGUCAGAGACGGGCCAAAUCAGCACUGCCUCAACGAUUUUCGCAGGUGGAGUGGCGGGCAUGGCCUACUGGAUUCUGGGCAUGCCAGCCGAUGUGUUGAAGAGCCGCCUACAAUCGGCUCCCGAAGGCACCUACAAGCACGGCAUUCGCAGUGUCUUCAAGGAUCUGAUUGUCAAGGAUGGACCUCUGGCCUUGUACCGCGGCGUGACGCCCAUCAUGCUCCGAGCCUUCCCCGCCAACGCUGCCUGCUUCUUCGGUAUUGAGCUGGCUAACAAAUUCUUUAACCUCGUAGCGCCAAAUUUCUAGUUUGUCUAAUAAAGAAAGUGCCUCGCUAAAA